This is a messenger RNA of Drosophila albomicans, 5316 nucleotides long. RefSeq lists its product as uncharacterized. Gene Ontology annotation, molecular function: nucleic acid binding; zinc ion binding. The transcript is spliced from 3 exons. The coding region runs from base 1 to 5316 and encodes 1771 amino acids. The record is from RefSeq and is a predicted model, not a curated record. Lineage: Eukaryota; Metazoa; Arthropoda; Insecta; Diptera; Drosophilidae.
AUGUCCAAGAGCCAAAAGAGCGAAAAGGACUCAAAACACUCGCUAAAGCUUCCGACCACAGUUCGUCGCCUGUCGUCCGCUUCGCCCGCUCCUUCGGGGUCCCAAUCCGCCACACCUGCCGCUCAACUCCGAGUAAAGGUCGAUCGUCCGUCGCCGUCUGCUUCUGCAAAGACUCCGCUGUUGCGCACAUCUUCGACUGCUCUACGUAGUCAGGCAACUACCCGUUCCGUCCAAGCUAAAUAUAGCAAAACCCGUGCGAUGGCUCUCAGCAAUUUCGUCGCCGUCUCUGACAGACUGGUGCAUUUCGAGAGUCGGGUCAGAGGGCCUGCAGCCGAAGACGACAAUGUACACACGUACGAAAUCCGUCGUGACCGGCUGCAAGUCCUCUGGGACAACGUCGAAGCCGCUUAUUCCACAUGUGCUGAUGCACUGCAUCAAGACGGCGACAGUGAAGGCACACAGGCGAUGGAGGCAAAAUACGAUCACUGCUAUGCAGUGUACGAGCGGUGUCUCGCCCGUGUUAAGGGGCAAAUUACCCAGGUUUCCGGGUCCAGCAGGAGUGAAGCAUCCGUUCCUCCUGUAUACUCCAGUGGCUGCCGGCUCCCUCCAGUCGACACCGAAGUUUUCCGUGGGGAUUACUUGCGGUGGCCGACUUUCCGUGACCUUUUCACGGCCAUCUAUGUCAACAAUCCAAGGUUGACUCCGGUCGAGAAACUUUUCCAUCUGAAUUCGAAGACCGCAGAUGAGGCCAAUGAAAUAGUAGCCAAAUUUCCGCUGACGAACGAUGGUUUCGCGUCGGCUUGGGGUGCUCUCUGCGAACGUUUUGAGAACAAGCGCUUGUUAAUAACAAGCCAGUUGAAGAUCCUGUUUAACCUGUCCACGGUUACCCAAGAGUCGGGAGCAGCUAUCAAGGAGCUGCAGAGCACGAUUCAGCGUUGCUUGACCGCUCUUGAGCAUUCAGACAUUUCCCUCACACUCUCGUUGUGGGAGCAAUCGUUGGUGGACAAAGCGAAAAUUCCCGCAUGGCAGGAUAUGAGCACGUUCCUCAAUGAGCGCUACCGUACGCUCGAAGCGAUUGAGGACGUAAAACAGACUGCCAAUUCACAGAUCGCGACUGCAGGACCAUCCCGUCCGCAGAAUUCGAAGCGAGUCAACUCCUUUGAGGCCCGAGUCACUCCGAAAGGCAAAUCGUGUGACUUGUGCUCAAAGGAGAAUCACCCUGUCCGGGUGUGUCCGCGUUUUUUGCAAAUGUCGGUCAACGAGAGGAUGACAUACAUCAAACAGAAAAGUCUCUGUUUGAACUGUUUCGCAAGAGGUCACCAACUCCGAGAGUGUACAAGUGCGCACAAUUGCUUUACUUGCAAAGGGCGGCACAACACUCUUCUCCAUCGGGGUGACAGUGCCCACAAUGGUGCCUCUUCAUCGUCCAACAUACAGUCCACUCCAAAUCCAACGGCAACAAAUGUGCAGAAUUUCUUUGCUAAUAAUGCUCAGAAUGUCCUUCUCGGCACGGCGGUCAUCAAUGUUUGCCACUUGGGCACUACAUAUACCGCACGUGCGUUAAUUGAUUCCGGGUCCGAAGCGACCUUCAUUUCUGAGCGUUUGUUCCAACGCAUUAAGUUGCCUUUCCAGUCCGUGCGAGCCCAGGUAUCCGGGCUAAAUCACGCAGUUGCGGCUCAAUCGCAGAAGUUAUGUCACUUCAGCAUUGGUUCUCCGACGAAGCCGAGGCUCCAUAUCGAGACUUCGGCAUUCGUAAUUCCACAGUUGGCAGGCAAACUGCCCUCCUUCGAUAUGCCGCGAACUUUCCUCAAGGAUCUACCAGCGAUAGAACUGGCAGAUCCACAUUUCUACAAGAGCGCUCAGAUCGAUGUACUAAUUGGCGCGGAUAUCCUUCCGUCGGUCAUCUUGAGCGGCUCCCGGCCAAACAUUUGUGGCUCACUCCUUGGGCAGGAAACCGUGUUUGGCUGGAUUCUUACCGGCCCCGUCUCCCAGAGUAUGUCGACAACUGUUUCUGCGUUUUCGACAAGAGUCGCCCUCCAAGCAGACGAACAGCUCGACAGCCUACUUUCCAAAUUUUGGGAGGUGGAGGAUAUUCCAGCGAAGCUGAUAAAGGAGUCAGACUUCGUUUGCGAAGAAAACUUCGUUAAGACUACUUCUCGUAGCACAUGUGGCAGAUAUCGGGUGACUCUUCCAUUCCGGAAGCCCGAUGGCAUUGAACUGGGUCAUUCCAGAUCUAUAGCGUUGGCUCAAUUCCUCAAGAACGAGAAUCGUUUGUCAAGAAACGAUUCUCUAAAGGAACAGUACAAUGCCGUUCUCCAGGAGUACGUGGACUUGGGUCAUAUGACACCCAUAUCGCUUCAGGCGAUUGGCACGACUCCUAAUUUCUACCUGCCUCACCACGCCGUGUUCAAACCGGAUAGCACCACAACGAAGGUGCGGGUCGUUUUCAACGCAUCUUGUCCAUCCUCAAAUGGCAAGAGUCUGAAUGAUAUCCUUCAUUCAGGGCCCAUUCUCCAAUCGGAUCUUACGAUGCAGAUCCUCCGAUGGCGAUACUAUCGAUAUGUGUUCAAUGCGGACAUAACGAAGAUGUAUCGCCAAAUCCUCAUGGACUCAAAGCACACACCGUUCCAACGAAUUCUGUUCCGCACGUCGGACGGUGAGAUCCGUGACUUUGAGUUGAACACAGUGACAUUCGGUGUCAACUGUGCGCCUUUCCUGGCUCUACGAGUCCUCCAGCAACUUGCUGAUGACAUACGCUUGGAGUAUCCUCUCGCAAGCCGAGUCAUCUCCAACAACAUGUACGUGGACGACGUCCUAGCGGGGACACACACGAAAGAAGAGGCCAUCCGGACCAUCGCGGAAGUGUGUGCAGCCCUGGACAGCGCUGGCUUCCCGCUGAGGAAGUGGACGUCGAACCAUAAGAGCGUGCUGAAGGACAUUCCAAAGGACCAUCUACUUCGAGAAGAUUUCCUCGAACUCGAAGAUUCCAGUACGGCGAAAACUCUGGGCAUCAGGUGGCAAGCUCACGAUGACGAGUUCUUCUUCAUGCCACCAGAAGUUGCCCAUCAGGACUCCUACACGAAGAGGGAAGUGCUUUCGCAAAUCGCUAAGCUUUUCGACCCAGCCGGGUGGCUGGCCCCUUUCGUUAUCCGAGCCAAGAUCUUCAUGCAGGAGAUCUGGCUGAGAACGUUCGAAUGGGACGAACAUUUACCCACGGAUCUUUCACUCCAAUGGAAGGAAUACCUCCAGAGCUAUCCUGCUCUGGGAAAGAUCCGGAUUCCAAGAUGGGUCCAAUUCCAGACGCGAGUGAAGCUCCAGUACCACGGAUUCUGUGAUGCGUCAGAACGGGCGUAUGGAGCAGCGAUCUAUGUCCGUGUGGAAACGGCGAACAAGGUUUCCACACAUCUCCUUACUGCGAAGACAAAGGUGGCUCCGGUCAAGUCUCUCUCAGUGCCACGUCUGGAGCUUUGUGGCGCAGUCCUGUUGGCUGAGUUAUCUGCAGCCCUCCUCCUGAAUCUGCCAGCAGAAAGUUUCCAGACUUUCUUUUGGACCGACUCAACAAUUGUUCUCGCCUGGUUGAACAAGCCACCCUGCCGAUGGACAACCUUUGUGGCCAAUCGAGUGGCCAAGAUUGUCCAAGCCAGCGACGCCAAGAACUGGUCGCAUGUGCGAUCCGAGCACAAUCCGGCAGAUCUGGCAAGCCGUGGUGUCCUGCCACAAGAAUUGGUUCGUAAUCCGUUGUGGUGGCAUGGACCAGAGUGGCUUCAUCUCCCGUCGGAUCAAUGGCCAACUUCUCCAAGUCCCAUUCCGGAGACUCUGCUGGAGCAGCGGAUUAAGUGCAACGUCGCUAAGUCACCUCCGACUCCCGACUUCCUGAGCAGGUUCUCUGAGUUUGGCAGGGCACUGCGCACGUCUGCCUAUGUUCUCCGAUUCAUCGAUAGGAGUCGGAAGUUGGCAAUUCCAAGCUCUAUCGUGGUCCAGGCGGAUGAGCUGUCACGGAUCCAAGAGCGGCUAAUCGUCAUGGUUCAACGACACACUUUUCCUCAGGAAUACCACUGUCUGCAGUCCAAGCAGCAGGUCCCUUCCUCAAGUUCAAUCCGAAACUUGAACCCUUUCCUCGAUGGCAAGGGGAUUCUACGGGCCUGUGGGCGUCUGAGGGCGUCCCACUCGCUGCGUUAUGAUGAGAGUCAUCCAAUAAUCCUCUCGUAUUCCUCGUCCUUUGCACGACUACUGGUUCGUUUCACCCAUCGUAUAUCCUUACAUGGGGGUAACCAAGUCGUCAUGCGGCUGAUCCGUUCCAGAUUCUGGAUACCAAAAUUGAAGGUCCUCGUUAAAUCCACCAUCAACUCCUGCAAGGUUUGCGUCAUCUACAAGAAGAGAUUGCAGACCCAAAUGAUGGGGGACUUGCCCAAGGAAAGGGCGUCCUACUCGAGACCUUUCACGCACACUGGAGUCGACUUCGCCGGCCCAUUCGAAAUAAAGAAUUACACUGGCCGAGCCUGCCUCAUCACCAAGGGGUAUGUCUGCGUCUUCGUGUGCUUCAGCACGAAGGCGAUCCACUUGGAGGCAACAUCGGAUCUCACGACGGAGAAAUUCCUGGCCGCAUUCUCCCCUGACAAGGUGAUCUCCAACGACUUCUUGGAAGCGACGAGGGAGUGCAUCAUCGCACAACACGCCCACAAGAGCCUAUCCUGGCACUUCAACCCGCCGGGCGCCCCGCAUAUGGGUGGAUUAUGGGAAGCCGGCGUAAAGAGUUUUAAGGCACUCUUUUACAAGGCGACAUCCACCUCGAAAUAUACGUUCGAAGAGUUGUCCACUCUUCUCGCUAAGAUCGAAGCAUGCCUGAAUUCGAGGCCGAUUUCCCCUAUGUCCGAGGAUCCUUCGGACUUACUAACGCUCACUCCUGGCCAUUUCCUCAUAGGUGGCCCUCUUAUUUCGGUGUUGGAACCUCCAAUUAACCAACCGGCCACCUCCAUCCUCAAUCGAUGGCAGCGACUGAAGGCUCUCCACCAACAAUUUUGUUUCCGUUGGAAAGAUGAGUACCUGAAGGAGCUGCACAAACGGACGAAAUGGCAAUCCCCUACUCGGAACCUUCGGAUCGGUGACAUGGUCGUCAUAAAAGAAGACAACCUCCCCUCGAACGAGUGGCGCCUAGGACGGGUGCUGACGACGUGUCCAGGCACCGAUGCCAAGGUCCGAGUUGUAGAUGUGCUCACGGCGCGGGGUACUAUCCGACGACCCGUUGCCAAACUUAUUUUACUCCCGAUGGACAGCAAGACUGACCCCUCCACGUCAGAAGGACUGAAGGACGAAUAA